Triticum urartu is the source of this 947-nucleotide messenger RNA. NCBI's taxonomy places the organism in Eukaryota, Viridiplantae, Streptophyta, Magnoliopsida, Poales, Poaceae. The record is from RefSeq and is a predicted model, not a curated record.
CUGCAGGCACGGUAUCCCAUCUUACUUCUCUCCAGACCAAUGAUCACCGAUUCAGUUUGGUCUAGUCUAUCUAUUAGCUGCUAAGUGAUAACACAAAUUACAAGUCUUAUAUGGCUCCAGCUUGCUGGUUCUUGGUCUUUGUCCGGGUAUGGUGGCUUCCACUGAUGCUCGCCGGGGCCAAGGAGGAGCAUCUAGGGGAAAACUGCCCGGCUGAGAGGUGCGGCAACCUCACAGUAUCCAAUCCAUUCUGGAUCGCUAACGGGGAGGCGGGAAGAUCGUGUGGCCCCUUGGACUUCCAGGUCGGUUGCUUAAACGACAGCAAUCCAUUUCUCCUGAGCUCUGGAUUCACUGGAUCCACUGGCUUUGGAAUCAUGGACAUCUGGUACGAGGACCGCAAUCUGCGUGUCGUUGAUGUACAUAAAGAGGAAGACUUCAACUUCUCAAAGAGCAGCUGCAAUUUCCCGAGUUGGAACACCUCCAGCAAGCUGGCACUGCCGUUCAAGGUCAACCCCAACAACCUGAACCUCAUCUUCUACAAGUGCACCAAGAGGGUGGCGCUGGUGGAGGUGACUUGCGCAAACGCGAGCAACAUGUUUGUUCGCGCAGGAGUGCGUUUCGAUGAGACAGGAAACUACGCAGACUAUGCCAUGGAGGGCUGUGAUGCUAUCGUCGUGCCGAUGAUGAGUUCGCCAGGCUGGGCCAACGCGAGCGACUACGAACAGUUUAUCAGCCAUGGUUUCCUCUUGACAUGGGAUGAAACUCUUCAACCUGCAACUGCACGUAAGUUCACGCAUCAAAUCAUCUUUUAGUAAAGUCGUAGGCUCGUAGAUAGGGCUAGCCGUAGUGCCAAAUUUUAUUGGAUUUCCCUAAUAGAAACAAGAAAAUAACCAUAGAUGGGUGGCGCUGCAAUACCUUCUACCUGCUGCCGGACAUUCUUGUUUUUAAAA